UGGAGCCAGCUGGAGCACCUUACCUUGAGUAGGGUAAACCUGCACGAACAGCUGACUCUGUUGUGGCCGCAGGAUUUGGCGCUGCCGAGGCUGCGCACCGUGACUCUCCAACCACGCUACGGCCGAAUAUCCGACAUGCCCUAUUCUGAGGGAUGCCUCGAAAGCCUCCGCUCGCUACUGCGAGUACACAGUGAACAGCUGGGCUGUGUGAGGAUAAUGUCAUAUGUAGAUCUUCUCGAUCAUCUGGCGGAUGCAUUGCCCAGCGACCUCCGCAGGCUGGAGUUCGAACAGUAUAUGGCACCGAGAGAUGCUGCAGCACUUCGACGGACCCACGGUUUGAAGGAGCUUAAGCUCGACAUUUGGUCGGGAGAAGAUGCACGUCAUGAACAGACCUGUAUUGAGCUGGAACACUUCUUCCGGGCCCCGGGCCCCCUUGAACGCCUCGAGCUGCUUGGCUUUGAUGUCUUCACGCGUGCCCUGGGGGCGGGCGGGCUGACAAGCUUACAGUGUCUCGUCCUGGGGCGCUGCUACUACGGUUCACUGCGUCAGGCGCUGGCGGGCCUUCCCUGCCUGCGGUCGCUCAUUCUGUUCUGCCCGCACCCCCGGCCUUUACCGGAAGUGUUCCUACAGAUCACACCCGCCGCCAUCCCGACCCUCGAGGUGCUCGUCGUCCGUCCGUCGUUAUACGAGAAACCCUGCAACAGAUCUCCCUGUGAGUGUGAGAACUACGACGGCCACGGAACAGCAUGCGCGCGAGUCCCUCGGCUGAUCACAGAGCUGCAGGGUCUGGUGCGACGUGCCCCCGCCCCGCUACACGUAAUGUAUGGGUACAGCACCAUGUUCUUCCGGCACCCCGUGUCGGAGACGGCGGGCUGCCCGCUGUGCCGCGAGGCCUCGGUCGAGGCAGCGGCUGUCUUGCACGACUACGAUAUGCUUCCGCACAAUAAGCUGGACGGUUCAGUCCAAUGUGUGAAGGUGUAAGAAAGAAAAUUGGACUGAACCGUCCAGUUGUUCGAUAACAGUAGAACCGAUUGUUUCCGUUCGAACGGCAUUCUUUUCGCAGUGUCCCCCAGCAAAGAGGGUGCAGAAAAGAAGUACAAAUAAAGUAUUGUGUAGAUAUUGGUAUGCAUUCCUCCUGUGGCGCCAUUUGCGCGUUGGUGCGCAAAAUGCUCCACUUUUUUCCCGUGAAACCCGCCCCGUGUACCUACUGUAUACGUUCCACAAACGAUCCAUAUGUGUACAUACAGGUAACGGAUAAGGGUCGUACACGGUCCGAGUAGGGGAGAGCGGGGCAGUUUGAGGAACGUUUUGUUUUUUGGCUCUAAAAACUGAACUAUUUGUCGCACAGACCUGACGUUUUGACUCAAAGAAGGUGGCAUUGGCAUGUAUCAACCCUUUAAAGCGCGUUGCAAUGCGGUGUCUUUGUGAGGAGAUAUAGCCAGUUCCUCAUACUACCCCGCAUUUCUCAAACUACCCCAUGUGCGGGGCAGUAUGAGGAACGCCGUGGGGUAGUUUGAGGAAUAGCCUUUUGCUCUUCGUCAAUGAAUCGCAUGGUAUCGUGCUUUACAGCGUCAAGGCAUUGCCUCCUUCCCUUCACUGAGUCAAAAUUGCACAUCUGUACCUCAAAUAGUUUCGUUUUUAGAGCCAAAAAACUAAACGUUCCUCAAUCCUACUAAAAUAUGGCCUUCCAGCGGGGUAUCCCUAUCGGCCACACGCUAUAGCAUGGGCUGGCCUAUCCUCAAUUUACCCCGUGCAGGUCUUCCUCAA
Molecule: messenger RNA, 1767 nt
Organism: Frankliniella occidentalis (western flower thrips)
Lineage: Eukaryota; Metazoa; Arthropoda; Insecta; Thysanoptera; Thripidae
Exons: 5
Coding region: 136-981 (281 amino acids)
Source: RefSeq, a predicted model, not a curated record